UGCUGCUGCUGAAGAGAUUUUUGGAGUCUUUGUAAGAACGAUAGCAGAAUACGAGGAACAACUUUGUCGAUGUAAAGAGGAAAACGAGCGAAAACAGAAACUUCUGGACGAUGUUCAGCUUCGCUUUCACAGAGCAGACAACCAACAGCUAUCAGUGACUCAAGAAGAGGUUCCCUCUGAGCAGCAGGAGUGGAGCUCCAGCCUGAACCAGGAGGACACUGAGCCUCUGCACCUUAAAGAUGAAGUGGAGGAACUGUGGAGCAGUCAGGAGGGACUGGAUGAGGCUUAUACUUACAAGAUCCCCUUUGCUCCUGCCCCUGUAAAGACAGAAGAUGAUGAAGGAGACCUCAGUCCUCACAGCUUCAUGAAAUACAAAGUGAAGGGAUGAAAACAGGAGCUGAUGGAGAGGACUGUGGAGGACCAGCACAGGCCAGGAACUCAGAACCAGAGAGACAUUUACAUUCAGAGACUCGGGACGAGACUGAAGACUGCUCUGAAUUUGAAACUGAUGUCAGUGAUGAUUGGAGGGUCAAAAUGGAAAAUGAUUCUGGGUUAAACUGUGUGGAAAACUUAGAUGAUGACAGAUCAGACAAUGACAAGAAAUCACACAGCUGCUCUCAGUGGGGUAAAACACUCAGAUGGAAAUGUCAUCUUGCUACACAUAUGAGAUCUCACCAGACAGAGAAACCCUUCAGCUCCUCUGACUGUGGUAAAAGAUUUAAGUUUAAGUCAAGUCUGACGAAACACAUGGUUAUCCACACAGGAGAGAAACCCUUCAGCUGCUCUGACUGUGAUAAGAAGUUUAAGCAAAAGUGUCAUCUGAACACGCACAUGUUGGUUCACACAGGAGAGAGGCCAUUUAGCUGCUCUAAGUGUGAUAAAACAUUUAACAGAAAGUCUACUCUGACAAAUCACAUGUUAAUUCACAAAGAGGAGAAGUGCUUCGGCUGCCCUAAGUGUGAUAAAAAGUUUAAUGAAAAGUCUCAGCUGAACUCCCACAUGUUUGUUCACAAAGGAGAGCAAUCCUUUAGCUGCUCUCAAUGUGAUAAAAAUUUUAAUCACAAGUCUAAUCUGAACGUACACAUGUUGGUGCACACAGGAGAGAAACCCUUUAGCUGCCCUCAGUGUGAUAAAAAUUUUAAUCACAGGUCUAAUCUGAAAAGACACAUUUUGGUGCACACAGGAGAGAAACCCUUCAGCUGUUCUGAGUGUGAUAAAAAGUUUAGUCACAAAUUGUAUCUGACUAAACACAUGGUGAUCCACACAGGAGAGAAACCCUUCAGCUGUGAGCUCAGUGAUCAGAAAUUUUCAUGGGGUAGUUAGGUAAAAAAAACACAAGUGUACCAGUUGCCAGACUUCAUAAAAUAAGAAAGGGAAGAGCUAAUGAGGAGGAUUAUGUAAGAUGAGAACCAGGCAGUAUCUGAGAUAUAUAAAAAGAUGUGCAACAAGAGACUGAAGACAAAUUAGAUGAUGAGAGAGAUCAGAGAACAUCAGUCAGUUUUAAACUCUAAGCCUGCUAUACUCAAUCCUGCAGCUACUCAGCUGCAUACAGCUCUUAUAGGGAUGCACAGAUGCAUCAGCUUAACAUCAGUAUCAGCUGAUAUUAGCCAUGUUUGUUUACAAAUGCAAAUAAUAUAGCAGGAAUGUUUAUCAUUUAUCAGCAAGUAUCUGUUGUGCCUCAUGAUUUGGCUGCUUGUCAUCUGAUAUAUCUAGCUGAUGAAUAUAAACCAGUGCAUAAGACGGAACUUUCUGGACAAUCUCUGAUCUGAUUUCAUGCUUUUAUGAGAAAAUGUUGGCAUUCUAUGAGAAAGAAGAGAACAUCAAAAUCAGUUAGAUUGUUGUGUUGAACAUAAGUAUCGGCCCAAUCUUUCACAAUAAAUGCAACUUCAGUUCAUUUAUUUAAAGUUAUUGUGUUUUUUUGGAAAACAAACCCCAACAUUUUUUUAAGUAGAAAUUUUGCCCGAAUACUUGAUUAUUUGCAAAUUUCUUUAUUCUGGUUGGCUAUAAAACAGACUGAAACAACAGCAUACAACAGAGGCCCUUUAGAUCGUUGUUUCCAGUGCAAACUCCAACAGUAAAUCCUUUCUGUGGCAAAAUGAGAGUCACAAAUAUCACUUAGUGAGGUCAAUUCAGAGCUGAUGUUUCAACAACCCUUUCCAGACUGAAAUACAAAUGUAGAUUGCUAAAAGCAUGGACAGUCAUAACAGAGAAAAGUGGAAGACUACCUGCUAUUAUUGACUGUGAUUCUCAGCAAAAUGCUGUAUGCUCAGGUGUGGACAUAUGACCAACUAUAUGCUGUGUGUUAUGCUGUUGUCAGUUCUUUAAUCAUAUUUCUUUGUGUAUGUGAAUAAUAGAGAUGCACACAAGUCAUUUUUUGCAAGUCCAAGUCAGGUCUCAAGUCUCCUAUGGUCUUAAUGAGCAUUUUAUGAUCUGCUACUGACAUCCAGUCUGCUUAGACUACUGCAUGGUUAUAUCUUAGGAAUUUAAAGCCUGUACUGUGUUCUCAUCAUCAGCACAGGUGGGAUCGCCACUGGUGUAAUAAAUAAAAUAUGGACGUUUCAGUACUCAAAACUUUGUGCACAAAGAUUCAGCCUGUUAACCUGACACGCCAGAUGGAUUUGUUUCACACAUCUGCCUAGAAAACCUCCCAUGGACAGCGUUUGGGAAAGGGCAGAGCCUUUGAAAAAAAAAAAAAUCAUAGGGUGAUUGGAUGAACGUUCUUUCUGUCACAUCUUUACAGGGCCAAUCAGAGCAACAAAACACCUGACUUCAUAGCUCCAAGCCGAGGUGCACCGCUACCAACGAAUAAACUCCAUAGAGAGCUGCACAACGUGAACCAUGGCGACUGUAGACAUGUCUGUACACGACUUUUGUCAUUUUUGAAUAGAAAACAACUCACUGCUGUUGGUCUUCUUUUAACAAAGAAAUGUCGUCAAGUUCAGAUAAAAUCGACGCUUUCGGAGCAUCCGCGCUGAUGUCUUCCGCCGUAAUUGCACCGGCCUCUUCUUGCUUCUUGCAUACGUCACGACUCUGCUGCCCAAAACUACUGCCCCUCAAUGCUGAUUUCCUGUCGCUUUC
Messenger RNA from Cheilinus undulatus (humphead wrasse), 3078 nucleotides. RefSeq names its product gastrula zinc finger protein XlCGF8.2DB-like. Bases 385 to 1323 code for a protein of 312 amino acids. Gene Ontology annotation, biological process: regulation of transcription by RNA polymerase II. Gene Ontology annotation, molecular function: DNA-binding transcription factor activity, RNA polymerase II-specific; RNA polymerase II cis-regulatory region sequence-specific DNA binding. The record is from RefSeq and is a predicted model, not a curated record. Lineage: Eukaryota; Metazoa; Chordata; Actinopteri; Labriformes; Labridae. The transcript has 2 exons. Gene Ontology annotation, cellular component: nucleus.